AUGGAAACAGGCGGCGGCAGACAGGUCCUCAUAGCGGGGGCUGGUCAAGGAUACGUCGCGAAGACAGCUCAAGUCACGACUCCAAAAAAUGAUGGAGAGAACGAUGUGAUUUUGUCAAAGGGGGAGCUUGAUGCAGGACAGCAUACUUAUAUUUCGAUUACGGAAACUCCGCCAUCGCCAGCGUCUAGCGCUGAUGCCUUCUUGGAAGAAAUCGCCGACCUCUGCAAUUGCCUGCCGCAGGAUAUCGAGGAUGUGUACCCCUGUACAGCAUUACAGGAGGGGAUGAUGGCCAUGACAACCAAAAGCCCCAUGUCGUAUACAGUCGUCCACGAAUACCGCGUCCCACCCAGCAUCAAGCCGUUUCAGCUGCAAGAAGCCUGGAACCGAACGGCGCAUGCCAACCCGGCCCUCAGAACCCGCAUUGUGCUCACCCAGACCCAGGGGUGCGUUCAGGCGGUGCUUCGGGGUAAUGUGGCAUGGAGAGAGAUCUCCGCAGAAGACGACGAUAUCUUGUCUGACGAUAUGCAGAGCUUGGCAUGGAGAAUGGGAGGACAGCUAGCAUAUCUGACCCUGAACCUCCCCCGACAUGUCCUGCAGGUCUGCUUGCAUCAUUCCAUCUGUGAUGCAUGGUCUAUUGGACCGCUUUUGCGUCAGGUUGAGGCCGCCUACCGGGGGGAAAGUCUUAUGUUUCGGCCAUUUAGACCCCUGGUAGAGUACAUCGAGGCAACUCGCGAGCAAGCCACGGCGUUCUGGAAGGCGGAGUUACAGGACGCUCAUCUUGCAUCCAUGUCCUCCUACCCGCCUCUGCCCUCCCCCGAGUAUACCUCCCAGCCAUCCAAGUCACUGUUUCACACCUUUCGCAUAGAGGCGGGUACUACCGCCGGCUUCCCCGUCAACACAAAAAUGCGCCUCGCGUGGGCAGUGCUUCAAAGCUUCUAUACCGGCACGGACGAUGUCCUUUUCGGUGCCAUCAACGUUGGUCGGAGCGUGCCGGUGCCGGGGGUAGAGGAGAUGUUUGGGCCUGCUUUGACGAGCGUCCCAGUGCGGAUUCGUCUGAGCUCCCAGCAUACCAUAGCAGAAGCCCUUCAGAUGGUCCAGCAUCAAUGGGCUACAAGCAUGGAGUUCGAACAUAUAGGUCUGCAAAAGCUGCUGCAUAUGGGACCCGGUCCAGAAGCAGCUUGUCGCUUUCAAACGCUGAUGUCGGUGGAGCCUCGCAAUGGCCACCAGCUUCCUGAAUUCUUCACACCGCACAAAUCCAUCCAGAAAACGCAAGAGCUCUACCCACUUGUCUUACGGUGCAAGCCUUCCGAUACCACGAUAGAAGUCGAGGCUUUAGUUGACCCUGGGGUGGUUAGCCCUCUGCAGGCCGAGCGAAUACUCGGUCAGCUUGGCCGGGUAUAUGAGCAGAUUGAGAAGGAACCGUCAACCAUCAUCGGGGAAAUUGACCCAGUCAGUCAAGAGGAUCGGGCAGAACUUCUUCUCCGAAACAUCUCAGUGGAUCAUUCCACAGCAGCAUGUGUGCAUGACCUGAUCUCGCGACGCGCCCAGGUCCAACCGACCGCACCUGCCAUCAGUGCCUGGGACGGUGAGCUGUCAUACCGGGAACUUGAUGACCUUUCAUCGAUUGUCGCUUCUCGCCUGUCGGGAUUCAAUAUCCGACCGGGCAUGUUUGUCCCACUACUCGUGGAGAAGUCCAAAUGGGUACCGGUUGCCAUGAUCGCAGUUUUGAAAGCGGGGGGCGCAUUUGUCCUGCUAGAGAAAUCGUACCCAGUACCCCGUCUGCAGCAAAUGUGUCAGGCUCUAAGUGCGACUUUAGUCGUGAGCUCCGAGGCCCAUUUAGACUUGGCGGCCCAGCUGGGGGUGCCCUCGACUCUGGUCGUGGAUGGACAGGUCGAUGACCAGAGCGAGCUGAUUGCCCUUCCACCGAUCAUCAGCCCCGAGGACCCAAUGUAUGUUACCUUCACUUCGGGCUCGACAGGGGCACCCAAGGGCGUGAUUAACCAUCAUGCUGGGUAUGCAUCCAGCGCCCUGGCUCACGGUGAGCCAUAUCACUUCACCCCUCAGUCUCGCGUGUUGCAAUUUGCAUCUCCAGCAUUUGAUUCCUGUAUCAUUGAACACCUCAGCACACUCAUUAUGGGAGGGUGCGUGUGCAUACCAACUGCACCUGACUGUCUGAGUAACCUGGUCGGAGCUAUACAAGAGUUCAACGUCAAUGUUGCCUGCCUCACCCCGAGUGUCACCAGAAUCCUCACCCCGGGUAGUGUGCCUAGCCUUCAGGUACUGGCUUUUGUUGGGGAAGCAGUCCUUGCUAGUGACAUUGCUCGUUGGAAACCGUACGUCGAUGUUCGCAACGCAUACGGGCCAGCAGAGUGCUCGGCCGUGUUCAGUGUGCAGCCACAGCUCCAGGAGAAUGAUCCCACAAACAUCGGGUUUCCAACUGGCUGCAUAGGCUGGGUUGUACACCCUAAGGACCAUAGCAGACUGAUGCCCCUCGGAUGCCCAGGAGAGCUGAUCAUCGAAGGUCCCACCGUGGGGUAUGGCUACAUUUCCAAUCCCGAACAAACCGAUCUGGUUUUCAUUCAGGCUCCCGGAUGGCGUCAGGGCUUCCCAUCCUCUUCUGCCGGACACAUGUAUAAGACCGGAGAUUUGGUGGAGUGUAAGGAGGACGGGAGCUUCCGGUACUUGGGUCGAAAGGACACCCAGGUCAAGCUGCACGGCCAGCGCUUGGAGCUGGGUGAAGUUGAGCACCACGUGUGUCAGUUGUUCCCUGGGGCACAGCAAGUGGUUGUGGAAAUGCUUCGGUCCUCUCCAGACCAGGUCCAGACCGACCAUCGACCAGAAAGCAUUCUGGCUGCAUUUGUCCGUCAGGGGUCAUCAGAGUCAUCAAACGAGACACGAGAGAAAAACGCGUCAAGCAACUCCUGUUUGUUCUUGCCCUCAGCCCUAGACUUCCGAGUGGCAUGUACGACUGCCGAAACUCGCCUGGCUGAAGUGUUGCCUCCCUUCAUGGUCCCAGCUGUCUUCCUACCGAUUGCAAGCGUGCCUCUCACUCCGUCGGGGAAAACGAACCGUCGUCAACUUCGUGAGGAGGCCUGCAUGUUGUCAUGGGAGAAGGUGCAGGGCUAUCGCAUAUUAGCAGAGCAACCUCAACGCCCUUCGAACGAAUGUGAGGAUCGGCUGCGGCAGAUCUGGGCGGAAUGUCUGAAUCGGCCUGUGGAGGAGAUCAGCACCUCUACUAGCUUCUUCCGCUUGGGGGGAGACUCAGUCAGCGCAAUGCAGGCUGCAAAUAGCUGCCGAAUGGCGGGCUGGUCGGUGACGGUGGGCGACAUGUUCCGAUAUCCGACCAUCACCAAGCUCGCCGAACGGAUGCAGGAGCUGGGCAGACCGCAGCACCUGUCUCCCAGCCUCCAGGAAGAUCCGACCAACAAGCUGUUCCGGCUCUCGCCUGUUCAAAAAAUGCUCUUCGACUAUGAUCCGAAGGGCAACAACAGGUUUACGCAGCAAUUCCUUCUGCGAGUUACUCGCUCGAUCUCCGCUUCUACCCUUCAAGGGGCAAUCCAGGCAAUAGUCUCCCGGCACUCGAUGCUGCGUGCUCGGUUUAUGAGGGAUAAAAGUGGUCAGUGGGCCCAGAUGGUUUCAUCAGACACUGGUGGUUCAGUCAAGCUUUCUGAGUAUUUCCUGCCAUCCCUCCAUGAUGAGGAAGGGCUGCGUCGGAUACUGGAUGCGAGCCAGGCCUGCUUGGACAUUGUGCAAGGGCCCCUGGCUGCCGUCGACCUCAUUACAACAGAGCGUGGGUCGCAGUAUUUGAGUAUUAUGGCUCAUCACUUGGUUAUUGAUUAUGUUUCAUGGAGAGUGAUUCUGCAAGACCUCGAGGAUAUCCUCGCGACCGGCGUACCGCUGCAACCGCCCUCUAUCCCCUUCCAACAAUGGUGCCAGCUGCAGCAGACAUACGCUGAAGAGUCAUUGGAUCCGAAAACAGCGUUGUCUUCAAACAUUCCAACCGCUCAGGUUGACUACUGGGGUCUAGGAAAUGCGCAGAAUACAUGGGCCGACGUGGUACAUGAAUCGAUCAAGGUGUCUCAGGAUGCUACACAGGCGCUUCUCGGGCUUGCAAACGAUGCUUUCCAUACCAGGCCUGUCGAACUCAUUCAGGCGGCAAUUCUCUAUGCCUUUGUUCAAAUUUUUGAUGACCGCCAGGCACCUGCAAUUUUCAACGAAGGCCAUGGACGGGAGCCGUGGGAUGCCACAAUUGAUAUUUCACGGACUGUGGGCUGGUUUACCACCAUGGCGCCUCUUUUUGUCGAUGCUCAUAAGGGACAAGGAAUUACCGAGCUGCUACAGCUCAUCAAGAGUGGUCGCCGAUCGAUGCCGUCCAACGGAUGGGCUUACUUCGCCUCGCGGUAUCUUCACCCGCAGGGCCCAAGUCAUUGCGAGGGCCACGCACCGAUCGAGAUUCUGUUCAACUAUUCAGGACUAUUCCAGCAGCUAGAGAGGCAAGAUGCGAUUCUUCAACUGGCCGUAUCUGCUGACCACGACAUCCUGCCUAUACCUCUAGACUUGCCACGAUUCGCUUUGAUUGACGUGUCUGCAACAGUUACCGACGGCUCCUUUCACCUGAGUUUCGCAUAUCAUCGACACAUGCACCAUGGAGACCGAAUUAUGCAAUGGAUCCAGAAUUGUCGGUCUACACUGGAAGGGCUUCCGCGCCAACUACAAGAUAAAUGCCAAUUCACCGUGCUGGACUUCCCUUUGCUCGCCCUCGAUAACGAUGAGCACCUACAAGUUCUGCUCCAAGACAUAGUUUCUCUGACCGGUGCCGGACUAUCGGAUAUUGAAGAUAUUUACCCUUGCUCACCAGUUCAACUCGGCAUGUGGCUCGGUCAGGUGAAGACUUUGGGGAAAUACUGGUCCCAUAUCCGGUGGUCUGUUGAGCCGAUAGACAGCCAACUAUCAGUACACAUUGAAGAUGUUCAGAGGGCAUGGCAGCAAGUGGUAGACCGCCAUCCUAUUCUGCGAACUAUCUUUGUUGACGAGCAUACGAAGCACGGUCAUCCUGUGCAAGCUGUGCUCGAGUCACUUCGAGCUGAUGUCCAAAUUGUCACAACCCAGGACAUGGGAAUGGAAGAUAAUAUCUCACGUCAGCAAUAUCUCACUGGGAAGGGUUUGCCUUUGCAUCAAUUAACUCUUGCCGUUGGCCCUGGUGGCAGCAUUGUCUGUCAACUCUUCAUCCAUCAUAUGCUGAUGGAUGGCGCCAGUCGCCACAUCAUUUUAGACGAAUUUCACCAGGCUUACGAUGGAAUUCUGAGCAGCAAAUCAACAGCCCCCUAUAGCGCCUACAUAGCUUACAUUCAACAGCAUUCCGGCCAACCGGAGAAGUACUGGACAGAGUACCUGAAUGGUGUCAGCCCCUGCCUAUUUCCUGCACUGGCAGCAACGCAACUGGAGGAAACUCACAUGACCCCACACAUGGUACUAUUCGAGUUUCAGGACGAUGGUAAAAUCCGGUCUUUCUGCCACGAUCAGGGCAUUACAAUAUCCAGCCUCCUGCAAGUGGCGUGGGGCCUGGUGCUCCGAAGCUAUAUUGACUCGGAUUCCGUCGUGUUUGGCUACUUGUCCGCUGGUCGCAACAUUCCUUUGAAAGAUGUCUCCGAUAUUGUCGGACCACUCAUCAGCCUACUUGCCUGUCGUCUGACCUUGAAUAACGAUGCGGACCUCUUGUCGACAGUACUCCAAAAUCAGACAGCUUAUGCGAACAGUAUCGAUAAUCAACAUGGCUCCAUGUCUGAAGUUGUGCACUCUCUUGGUCUCUCGGGUCAACCGUUGUUCAACACCGCCAUGUCGAUCCAGCAUAACGUACCUGAUCAAGUACACGGUGGUGCAUCUGCUGUUGCUGUCAGGAAAGAUGGGGGGAAUGAUUCGACUGAUUAUGAUAUCACUGUCAACAUCACCAUGGAUUCGGUCAGCAUUGAAGGUGACCUUACAUACACCAAUAUAAUCAGCGACACUCAGGCAGAGCUGCUUGCGGAUACAUUACAACACGUCGUCAUGCAGCUCAUAAGCCGUACCGCGUCUCGUGUGGGUGACCUUGACUUACUUAGCGACAAGAACAAAGACCAGAUCUUUCAAUGGAAUCGCUCUCUGCCAGAUCCAGUGAUGCGGUGUAUCCAUCGAAGUAUCCAGGACUACAGCCUGCUACAUCCGAAAGAUUUAGCAGUGGAUGCAUGGGACAACUCUCUCACGUACGAAGAGCUUGAUGUUAUCUCAUCAUCCUGGGCCCAGCAUCUAGCUCAUCAUGGUGUUGGACCAGAGAUGUUCGUUCCGGUCUACUGCGAUCGUUCGAGCUCUGUUGUCGUGGCCGUCCUUGCCAUCUUGAAGGCGGGAGGUGCUUUUGUUCUAUUGGAUCAUUCUCACCCCAAGGAACGACUGCAAGACAUGCUGCAGCGGGACCUUUCUUGCCCGAUCAUAAUAACAUCAGCUGAACAUGCGGAAGCUGCUUCUACCAUUGCGCCGAGGCUAAUCCUUAUCGAGGACAUGUCGGAGCAGCGUCUACCAGGUGUCCAACCACUCGUGGAGCCCUCCCCAUUGAAUGCCGCAUACGCUGUCUUUACCUCCGGUAGUACUGGCAGGCCCAAGGGCUGUGUCAUUGAGCACAAGUCGCUACAUUCUGCAGCCGAAGCACAGAGGAAGGCCUUUCGCAUACAUGCCAAAUCCCGUGUCCUUCAUUUUGCAUCGUAUGCAUUUGACGCCUGUAUCAUCGAGAUUUUCACCACUCUUCUUGCUGGCGGCUGUAUCUGCAUCCCACCCGACAACGAAAGGCACAAUUUACAGGAUAAUAUCCCAAAGUUUCGGAUUAACUGGUCGUUGCUGGUCACAUCAGUGGCCCGCACAUUGAAUCCGAAGGGUGUGUCUCCGUUGGAAACACUUGUGCUCGGCGGCGAGAAAAUGACCGACCAUGAUGUUCGUCGCUGGUCGCCUUAUGUUCAGUUGAUGAAUGCAUACGGUCCAUCAGAGUGUAGCAUGGUCGCACUGAGCCAGGCUGGCUCCCAUGUUCUCUCAACAGAUCCAGCCAACAUUGGCAUCCCAGUUGGCGGCGGCGUUUGGGUAAUGAACCCAGCCAAUCCAAACCAGCUAGUACCAGUGGGCGCCAUCGGAGAGUUACUCGUCGACGGACCGAUUGUGGGGCGAGGCUAUGUUAAUCGUCCCGAAAACAUGACUGCUUCAUUUAUUUCUUAUCCCGACUGGAUGAACGGUAUUCGCAGCCCAGGAAAGAACAAGUUAUACAGAACCGGGGAUCUCGUUCGCCAACUUCCGGACGGGUCGAUCCGUUAUAUUGCCCGACGGGAUCGCCAAGUUAAGCUCAGGGGCCAGCGCAUUGAACUUGCCGAGAUCGAACAUCAUGUUCAACGAUGCUUCCCACAGUGCACUGAUGUGUUUGUCGAUACAGUGAUACCUGAGGCACUUCAAACGGUAUACCUGGUGGCGACAAUUGCUUUGCCUACUCACCAGGAUGAAAGCAAUACCUUCGAGAAGGCCGUGGCGCAGGCGAAGGCUCGUCUGAUUGCGGAGGUGCCGGUCUUUCUCAUCCCCAAUGCCUUCAUACCACUGCACGAUAUCCCGCGUCUCGUCAAUGGAAAGGUAGAUCGACGCAAGGUGUAUCAACAUGCCUCAGACGCCCUGUUGCAGCCAAUCGGUGAACCGAGUGCCAGCCAGAUCGAGUGGGGUCCCGAUAGCCUCCAACCAGAGGAACGGCUGAUGCAAGAUCUAUGGGCAAGUGUGCUCAAACGUCCUAAUAUAACAAUCGGUCCUGAUGAUAACUUCUUCUUACUGGGAGGAGACUCAUUGGCCGCUAUGAGACUGGCCUCUGCCGCUGCCGCCCAGGGUCUUAGACUUGCUGUACCGCAAGUCUUCCUACAUCCCCGGAUGCGAGAUCUUGCGUGCACCAUAUCACGCGACAAGAAGAUGCCAGCCUCACAGAUUGCCUUAACAAAAGAAGUUGAAACUCCAGCCCCAUUUUCGCUUCUUCUGCAGGAGAAGAAAGACGGCAUUCUACAAGACGCCAUCGACCAAUGCAAUAUUUCCUUGUUGCAGAUUCAAGACAUCUAUCCAUGCACGCCCUGGCAGACUGGGCUUGCCUUUUCAACAGCCGCAUCGUAUAUGAAGCAGCAUCGUCUCCGUCUCAGCCAAGAUGUCCAACCGAAUAAAUUACGCACAGCGUGGGAAACCGUUGCAGCGAGCGAUUCCAUCUUGCGAACUCGCCUGGUUGAUACAGGGGACACGGGCUGCAUGCAAGUCGUCGCCAGAUACGAAGGUUUAAAUUGGACCAGCACGAAAACAAAUCCGCCGUUGGUCCUGAUCGAAAGCCCGUGCUUCGGGAAGCCGCUGGUCCACUUUGAAAUUUACUCGCCUGCCGAUAACCGGCCAGUUGACCUUGUGAUCACGAUGCACCCUGCCCUUUUCGAUCCACAUUCAUUCUCGCUCUUAUUAGCCAAGGCUCAGUCUGUCUAUGAUGGGCUUCCCACUAUUGGUCCUGAUCAGUCUGCGUCCUUGGUCAAGCACAUUCAGUCUCAAAAGGAAGCCGCCUUGUCUUUCUGGCGAACUCAGCUAAGUGACGUUGAAACCGACCCAUUCCCCUCGGCACACCCUCAGCCACUCGCGGACGUUUCAUCCAUGCAAAUACAGAUUCAAUCGACGGUGUCAAUACCUAGUCCAACAGAUGGUGUGGAUCGUGCCACCGCUAUCACGCUUGCGUGGGGCCUCGUACAAUCCCAGUAUCAAUGCAGGGACGACGUAGUCUUCGGAAUCAUGUCCGAUAGGUUCAAGGCAUCUAUAUCGAGUGCAGAGGCCCUUACCUUGCCAACAACGGCAAUCGUCCCGUUCCAAAUGUCCGUUGGCGCCAGUUCGAGCGUGUCUCAAGCCAUGGCCAAUAUUGGUCAGCGGCUGGCUGAUCUAGGGCAAUUUGAGCAGCUUGCAUUGCCAGAGAUCGCGGCCUUGAGCUCCGGAGCCAAGAUUGCAUGCUCAUUCCGGACACUUCUGGCUAUUGAAGGGAGCCAUAUUAAAGAAGAAAUCGAUCCAAAAUUCGCCAGAUAUCGUGGAACCGAUGACUUUGUCCAUCCAUAUCCGCUGCAAAUUGUGGUUGGCUUAGAGCCAAACCAGCUAGUCAUCAAGGCCGCGUUUGAUGUGUCUGUCAUUUCGGAAUGGCAAAUGCAGCAUCUGCUUGAUCAGUUCAGCCACAUGCUUCAGCAGGUACAUAGUCAGAACGAGUCCCUCGUGGGAGAUAUUCUAACGGUGAACCCUGGCGAUAUCCAAGAGAUGGAAGCAUGGAACUCCAACGUACCCUCCUCGUCUUCUGAAACUGUGGCAGAUCUGAUUUAUCGCAACUGUCUGGAGCGACCGUUCGCUCCUGCCGUGUGCGCUUGGGACGGAGACUUCUCCUACGAGGAACUGGAGUUCGAGGCAAACCAUCUAGCGAAUAUUCUUGUCGCCUACGGUAUUCGACCCGAGAGUGUUGUUGCUAUAUACUCGGAGCGAUCACGAUGGGUGGCUGUGGCCAUUCUCGCUGUCCUUAAAACACGAGCGGCUUUUGUGCUUUUGGACCCCUCACAUCCGCUGGCUCGCCUUCAGACGAUCUGCUCCGACGUUGAGGCAUCGGUUGUCAUUUCUAAUACAAGCUCUAAGACUAAUGCCAUGAAUCUGGCGCCGAAUGUCGUUUGCGUCGAUGUUCCGGUCAAUGCACUGGACUUGCAGCCGGCGAAGUAUGGCGCAAUUCCCGGUGACCCUCACAAUGCUCUUUACAUCGUCUUUACAUCCGGGUCGACUGGGAAGCCUAAAGGUGUGAUCAUCGAAAACGGAUCAUUUGUGACCAUGGCGAAGUCUUUCAUCGCCAAGACGGGUCUCGGGCCACAUUCCCGAUUGCUACAAAUGUCGGGAUUUGCGUUUGACGUUAGUAUAUUUGAGUAUCUGUUCACAUUGCUUACCGGCGCAUGUGUGUGCAUACCGUCGGAAGCCGAGAGAAUGGAUGCAGUCGGCGAGUCGGUCAAGAGUCUGCAAGCAACCCACGUUGUCAUGACUCCCACGCGUCUUCGAGCUCUGACCCCGGCUGACCUGAGACCCAUGCAUACGGUGAUGCUGAUCGGAGAGACCCUUCGGGCCAGUGACAUAGAACAGUGGACAAAGCAUAUGCGUGUGAUCAAUUUGUAUGGCCCCACGGAAUGUACGGUACUCUUCACCGUUCAACACAUGGUGGAGUCAUCUCGACCCGCGAAUAUCGGUCGGCCCAUAGCUGGCUCAGCAUGGAUAGCCGAUCACCGGGAUCCCCACCGGCCGGUCCCCAUCGGUGCCGUGGGAGAGCUACUUCUGCAAGGCCCUCUCGUCGGUCGGGGGUACAAGAACAACCCCGAAAAAACAGCUGCUGCCUUUAUCCCCUGUCCACCAUGGAUUCAAAGCCUGGGCAGGAAAGGGAAUCCGAGUAAUCUUGCGGUAUACCGAACUGGUGAUUUGGUUCGCUAUGAAGCCGAUGGGACUUUCCACUUCCUUGGAAGAAGAGACUUUCAAGUCAAGUUACGUGGCCAACGAGUCGAGCUGGGCGAAGUUGAGCAGCAGGUACAACAAACCUUCCCCGGUGGCCUGAGAGAUGCUCUUGCCCUGGUCAUCACACCGGCUGCUGCAGUCAAGUCACAAUGCCUGGUUGUCUUCAUUGUUCCGGAAGAUGCUGCACAAGCACCUAGACAACUGCCUUCGCUAAUCCCACCUCUAGCCGUCAUGGGUUCAAGCAAGCUCAGCAAAAAUAUUGGAGUGGCUAAACAGCGUCUUGGGAAUAUCCUCCCGAGUCACAUGGUACCGACAGCUUUUGUUCCCCUUGAAUACCUCCCCAAAACUAGUUCAAGCAAAACCGAUCGACGACAGCUACAAGAGGCAAUCGCCGCCAUAACCUGGCAGCAAUUGGAAGCCUUUAUUCCAACGGUCUUCGAAGACUCUGUCAUAGAUGCAUGCCCUCAGCAAACAGAUAGCGCUCUGGUUAGUGCAGCAGAUGCGAAUGUGGAAGCAAUAUAUCCCUGUACACCUGCGCAGCGUGGCGAAGUCUUCUGCAGGCUUGACAUUAAUGUGAUCAUCGAUGCGACGUCAGAAUCUUUGCUCGAACGCGAUUUAUGCCGCGCGUAUGAUUCGUGCUUGUCCAGGGGGUCUCACAUCGAUGCUUAUCCGGGAUAUCUCGAGUUUGUGAGACAACAACCAAUGAAACCGGCACAGGAUUUCUGGAAGUCCUACCUACAGGGUUACAAGCCCAGCCAUUUGCCUCGCAGCAGGAGCAACUUGGGAAAAGAAUUUGCGAACAGACAGGAGACAUUGGAAGCUACCCUUGAUAACUGCGGGUCAAAGAUUGAGUCUUUCUGCCACGAGAGUGAUUGGACUCCGGCCAACCUAUUGCACAUGGCCUGGGCUUUGGCAUUGAAAGCUUUCACUGGAUCAGAUGACAUCUGCUUUGGCACACUUUCCUCCGGGCGGACGGUCCCAGUGCCUCACAUGGAUGAGGCUGUUGGGCAAUUUGCUAACAUGUCAGUGUGUCGAAUUCGCUUCACGCCAGAUUCGACUUUGGAUGACGCUGCCUUGGAUUUACUGGCACAAUACUAUAAUGUCCUCACAUACCAAUCAUUCCCCCUUGUUGCUAUUGCACGCUCUGUGGGGUUGAUGAUGCAGGAUUUAGCUCCUACCGCUGUCAAUAUCCAAUAUGAACCGCCACAUGCCCCAGACAAUCAGUACUCCCUUCGAAUGCACAAUAUCACUGGCAAGGAUCCUGUCAAUAUCGAUAUCACGCUAUUUAUUGCUCUGCAACGGGACGGACACAUGAAAGUGCUUCUGAAUUACUUUCCUUCGCGGGUGGCGACAAUUCUCAUGACUCAGAUUUUCGAUUACUUCCAACUCGCCAUUUCGAAGAUCAUUGAGUCUCCCCAAGCGCGUAUGAAGGAGAUAGAGCUCUUCAGUGACCGGGAUCAAAGGCGUUUAUGUCAAUGGAACCCGCCAUGUGCAGAGGGUCCCCCUGUUUGCCUGCAUGAAGUUAUCGAGAGUCGGGCUAAAGAACACCCUCAACACCUCGCUAUCGUGGGCUGGGAUGGACAACUCACCUACGAGGAGCUGGAUCGAGCAGCUACUGAGGUUGCAGUGUACCUCCGCGAGAGAGCCGUCAUCGAGGGUAAUCUCAUACCCAUUUGCUUUGAAAAGUCGAAAUGGGCGAUUGUCACCAUCCUCGCGAUAAUGAAAGCUGGCGGCACUAUCAUCCCUCUCGACCCUGGCGUGCCUUUGGUCCGACUGCAGGAGAUUACAAGUCUUAUCAACGCCAGAGUCGUCGUCUCAUCAAUGGCUCAGACAUACCUGUGCGACAGCCUCGCUGAAAAUGUCAUCGUCGUCGAUAACCGCUGCCUUGUGGAUUACUUGGACAAUACAGGUGGCUCGGUUCUGCCGUCGACCUCCCCCGAUCAAGCAGCAUAUAUCUUGUUCACGUCGGGGACAACCGGUACCCCGAAGGGGGUCAUUGUUUCGCACCGCUCUUACGCCAACUCAGCAUCGGGCCAAAUCAGCGCCUUCGAACUGACCGCUGCUUCCCGUGUUUUACAGAUGUCGUCUUAUGCGUUUGACUCGGCCAUGCUGGAGAUCCUGACAACCUUGAUCGCAGGAGCAACCGUCUGCGUAAUCUCCGAGUCAGAACUGAAUCAAAUGAUGGUCACGGGCAUCUGCCCCUUUCCCGUGUCUCAUGCAUUUUUAACACCUUCGCUUGCUAGUGGCCUCGAUGCUACGCAGUCAUCCUGGGUGGAAACCAUGGUUCUGGUUGGAGAGCCCAUGACUGAUUCACACAUCGAGCAAUGGAGCACUGCGUGUCGAUUAGUCAACGGAUAUGGUCCAACUGAAUGUGCCGUCUGCUCUACCGUCUCGCAAGAUCUUGUACCUGGCGACGAUCCUCGCAACAUUGGCUGGGGUGUAGCGAUCAACUGCUGGGUAGUCGACCAGCAUGACAGCAACAAGCUUGUGCCCGUUGGCGCUAUAGGGGAAUUGGUGCUCCAAGGGCCUUCGGUUGGGCAGGGGUAUCUUGGGCAGCCGGAGAGGACCGCGGAGGUAUUCAUCCCACCACCACAGUGGCUACAGACCUUUCACCCGGGGCAGCCUGCUACAGAGAGACUCUAUAAAACCGGCGACCUUGUACGCUACGAGAUAUCUGAUGGAUCUCUCCGUUUUGAACGACGAAAGGAUCGUCAGAUCCAAGUCAAUGGGCAACGUGUAGAGCUGCAAGAAGUGGAAUACCACAUUCGGCAGUUUUUCCCACGAGCCAAAGAAGUGGUUGUCGAAGAGGUUCGAGGGUCUAACCAAGAAGUAAAGGACUCUUGGACCACCACAAGCGCUACUUCCUUCGUGCCCCGCUUGGCUGCAUGUAUCUGGUGUGACGGGGAUGGUGAGGAUCGCAACUCGAGGAAGGCUAGUGUGGAUGCUGAACGCCCUCUCCUGGGGAGGCCCAGCCCGGACUUCCAUGCUCAAGGAGCAGCUGCCCUCAAUCAACUGCGCAAAAGACUCCCGGGGUACAUGAUCCCUGACAUCUGUGUGCCUCUCACUCGAAUCCCGCGAUCGACAUCCGGCAAGACUGAUCGGAAUAAAUUGCGCGAGCAUCUCAGAGCCGUCCCAUCGCACGAAUGGCGCGAAUUGGCGGAGGUUCAGCGGCGCAAACAGCCUGUGGAGGGUGAAAAGGCGAACAAGUUCCAUGGAAUCCUGGCCGGUUUGCUCGGCAUACCCGCCGAGAAGGUGGGCGCGGAUGACAGCUUCCUCCAUCUUGGAGGAGACUCGAUCCUGGCCAUGAGAAUCGCUGCUCGCGCGAGGAUGGAGGGCCUGGAGAUUCACUCCGGCGACAUCUUGCGGCAUCCAACCAUCCGCGAAUGGGCCGAUCUCGCACGUACCAUCGGAGGCCCCGUUUCUCAGCCUUCUUCUCACGCCCCUUACUCCCUGGUCACGGACACUGAACGCAGGGAGGUUCUGGAAACCUACCUCGACCAAGAUGGCGCAUUGACUCGAAACGAUGUAAUCGAUGUCCUUCCCACGGUUGAGUUCCAAGCUUACAACAUUGAGAACCCUACCGUGGUCCACAUUGCUCACAUUUUCAACGGCCCUCUCGAUCUGGCUCGGCUGGGCCGUGCGUGCACCCAGGUAGUCUCGCAGCACAGCAUCUUACGGUCGGCGUUUGUGACCCUUGCCGGCCAGAUCUAUCAAGUCAUACUCCGCUCGAUCCAGUCUGAGGUUCGUCACUUGGAAUGCGAAGAUGCUAAGUCAUGGAUCUCCCAGAUGCACGGGUCGAAGCCAGAACAGCAGCAUCUAGAUCAACCAUUCAUUGAGUUUACCGUGGUCAGCAGUCGGACUCAGGACGAAUGGGCAUUUAUGAUCCACAUGUCACAUGGCCAAUGUGAUGGGUCCUCCUUGCCUGUGCUUUGGCAGUCACUUGCGGACGCCUAUAAUGGCCAUGGGUCUCCCAAUAGCACCGAAUUCAAGGACGUGGUUUACCACCGGCUGGCAGAAGACCACACGCAAGCCUUCGCCUUCUGGCGGGCAUAUCUUGCCGGUGCUUCUUCCCCAGUCAUCGACUUCGCUCGCGAUUGUUGUUCGUCCCAGAAUUUUGAGCAGACUUCCGUCAGCCGACAACUUGGACAACAGACUCUGCCAGCUGGGGUUACAAUGGCAACACUGGUACAUGGCACUCUGGCAUUUAUCCUGGCCCAGUAUUCCGACCGCCCGGAUGCCAUCCUCACUCAAGUGGUCCACGGCCGCGGCGGUUCCCUCCCUGGCAUGGACCAAGUCAUUGGCCCCUGCGCAAACCACCUGCCCAUGCGGGUCCGAAUCGAUGUGCAGUGGUCUGUGGCCGAGCUUCUACACCAUGUGCAAGCCCAACGGCUCGAAAUCGCCCCUUACGACUACAUGGCAUUUGGGGAGAUCGCCGCGAAAUGCACAAACUGGCCAGCGCACACUACGUUUGGGUGCGUGGUGAAUCACCAAACUGUGGCCUCGACGAGUGGCGUAGAACUUGACGGUGUUCGCACGGUCUCCAAUACAUGCUGGACUACUGGAAAGAAGGCUCUUGCUCCCGGUCAGAUGGUCCUGACGUCGAUUGAGCGGGAGUCAGGACUGGAGAUUUCCCUCGCGGCUGCUCCAGAUGUGAUGGAUGCACCUACAGCAGAGCUCGUGGCCCAGGAUCUCAGCGAUGCCAUUCGGCUCUUUGUUGCAAAUCCGGAUCGCCGUCUCGUCGACCUGGCCGACGAGGGGUUCGUGCUCAUCAGCAAAUCGUCCUGUGGCUCCCCUGCAGCGCCUGGCACUCCCCCAAACUAGGGGAUGCACCAGGGCUUCUCUCGUCAAAUCUGUUGCGAGAAUUCAUUUCUCGUUGUUGGAAUGGCGUACCUUUGUAUUUCGAGGCUUGUAUCUAUGUUUCAUUUCUAGUUCUUGUUAUACUUGCUGGAAGAUUUUAUGCCUCUCCAGGGUUACAUAUUCAGAUUCCAUUACUGCAGCCCGACAGGAGGGACUGUUUAAUUGCCCCAGCAGAUAGAGCCAGUACAUAGGGUUUGAGGAGUUAAUAAAUCUGCUUGUCCCAAC
Messenger RNA from Aspergillus heteromorphus CBS 117.55, 15609 nucleotides. RefSeq names its product acetyl-CoA synthetase-like protein. Gene Ontology annotation, cellular component: cytoplasm. Gene Ontology annotation, molecular function: phosphopantetheine binding; catalytic activity. The transcript is spliced from 5 exons. The record is from RefSeq and is a predicted model, not a curated record. The coding region runs from base 1 to 15348 and encodes 5115 amino acids. Gene Ontology annotation, biological process: amino acid activation for nonribosomal peptide biosynthetic process; secondary metabolite biosynthetic process. NCBI's taxonomy places the organism in Eukaryota, Fungi, Ascomycota, Eurotiomycetes, Eurotiales, Aspergillaceae.